UUAUAUAUAAAUUGUUGGCCGCAUACUAUUUUAGUAGUUUAUAAUAAAAUGAAAUUUCAUGGCCCUAAAUGCAAUUAGAGAACUUUGAUAAUUCGAUCUAACUUUGGGGAAAAUGCUACGAUUUUUAACAAUUUCAAUUCAGCGCUGUAAGGUUCUCUCUCAAAUUGAACGUAUUCUCUCCACUCAGCUCUGAGCAAUGGCGGCAUCUGGCAGAAGAAACGGAUUAACAAUGGCGACGCAGCUCAUCAGAACCCUAACCGCACCCUCCAAUUCUCGAAGCUUUACUGGCAUCGUCAGCACCGAGGUCAUCACCUCCCACACCGAAAAAUGGAUGCAGGAUACAAGUAAAAAGUCUCCAAUGGAGUUGAUCAAUGAAGUACCACCGAUCAAAGUACAAGACAGGAUUGUUGCUUGUGAAGGAGAUAAUAACCCAGCACUGGGGCAUCCAAUUGAGUUCAUAUGUCUCGACAAGGCAGAGCCAGCUAUCUGCAAGUACUGUGGCCUGCGCUAUGUGCAAGAUCAUCAUCAUUAAACCAUUGGAUCAAUUGUUAAGCUGUUUGAAGGUUUAUAAUCAAUCGCGUUAAACAGAUUCAGAUUGAUUUUCGAUUUUCUGACUACAUAAUGUUUGGCUUGUGAUUGCCAGUUUCCGAACGAUUUUGGAUUUUCUGACUACAUUAUGUGUUGGCUUGUGAUUGCCGUAUUUUCUCGUCUCCUUAAAAAAUAAGUAUUAAUUUUAAACUUCUAAAUGGAAUUUGUUUGCUUGCGUUGUAUUUGUAUGUACUCAUCACAUCAGCUGAUUGAUAUUUUUCUAGGUAAAUUACAUUAAAUAGUUGUUGACAAAUCUAUAGUAGAAACAAAAAUUGUUGCCAUGAAUGAAUAGGCAAAUUUAUUUUGCUGAAUCUUACUAUCUCAUGGUUGUAGUGAGUUAGCCACCGUAACCCACACCAAAUUUUUCCCUACUUACAGGGGAAAAACAAUACCAGCAUCUUCCUAGAUAACAAAAUUCUGGGCCCUUUACGAAGUCUAAAACUUAACAUCAUACUAACUAGAAUUUUCAUUCAAAAAAGUUAAAAAAAAAAUAAAAUAAAAAAUACAAUAGAAGCCAAAUAGAAUUCACAAUGA
Messenger RNA from Striga asiatica, 1122 nucleotides. The record is from the annotation of a GenBank genome assembly. Lineage: Eukaryota; Viridiplantae; Streptophyta; Magnoliopsida; Lamiales; Orobanchaceae.